Molecule: messenger RNA, 4685 nt
Organism: Oncorhynchus nerka (sockeye salmon)
Lineage: Eukaryota; Metazoa; Chordata; Actinopteri; Salmoniformes; Salmonidae
Product: free fatty acid receptor 2-like
Exons: 5
Coding region: 2856-3809 (317 amino acids)
Biological process (GO): cellular response to fatty acid; G protein-coupled receptor signaling pathway
Cellular component (GO): plasma membrane
Molecular function (GO): G protein-coupled receptor activity
Source: RefSeq, a predicted model, not a curated record
AAGAGGCUACGCUAAUGCAAAGGAGAUUGGAAUGACAAGUGGACUACACGUCUCGAAUGUUCAGAAAGUUAAGCUUACGUAGCAAGAAUCUUAUUGACUAAAAUGAUUAAAAUGAUACAGUACUGCUGAAGUAGGCUAGCUGGCAGUGGCUGCGUUGUUGACUUUGUAGGCUAGCUGGCAGUGGCUGCGUUGUUGACACUACACUAAUCAAGUCGUUCCGUUGAGUGUAAUGGUUUCCACCGUGCUGCUAUUCGGGGGCUAGCUGGCUAGCUAGCAGUGUUGAUUACGUUACGCUGCGUUAAAAGAACGACAAUAGCUGGCUAGCUAACCUAGAAAAUCGCUCUAGACUACACAAUUAUCUUUGAUACAAAGACGGCUAUGUAGCUAGCUAUGUAGCUAGCUACGAUCAAACAAACGAUCAAACAAAUCAAACCGUUGUACUGUAAUGAGAUGAAAUGAAAAUGUGAUACUACCUGUGGAGCGAAGCGUAAUGCGCCCGGGUUGUUGAGUGCGGAAGCUAGCAGUGUCUCCUACGUUAAGGACGACAAAUAGCUGGCUAGCUAACCUCGGUAAAUUAAGAUAAUCACUGUAAGACUACACACUCUAAACUACACAAUUAUCUUGGAUGCGAAGACAGCAAAGACAACUAUGUAGCUAGCUAACACUACACUACACUAAUCAAGUCGUUCAGUCGGUAGACGGUGGACGCUGGCUAGCAAACGUUUGCUAGCUGGCUAGCAAACGUUAGGGCGACGAAAUACGAUAAUUACGCAAUUAUCUUUGAUACAAAGACGGCUAUGUAGCUAGCUAAGAAGAAAUUGCUAAGAUUAGACAAAUCAAACCGUUGUACUAUAAUGAAAUGUAAUGAAAUGUAAUGAAAAGUUAUACUACCUGCAGACCGACGUGCGGAUGCGACCGCUCGCUCCAACCCGGAAGAUACAUAAGGUACAGCAAUGUUGAAAAUGUGAGGGGGUCUGAAUUCUUUCCAAAUGCACUGUACUUCUAUGGAUCAACCAACUAUCCAACAAUGGAGCCUUAUUCCAGGCCAACUGUACUGUCUGGCAUUCCUGCCCAUCCUCUCCUCCAUCCCUUCGCUGGAGCCGUUUGCCUGUAAAUUCUACAGCAGUGACUUCCAUGGAGGAAAAGGGAGGGCUGUGGGUGUCUACUGAGACAAUACAAGGAAGAGGAACGUGCCAACUGCACAGAAAAAGAGAUGAAAUGCACAGCUCAAUUCGCUACAGUACAAACUGAGAGUCAACCAGUCAUUCUUAACAUCUCAUGUACGUUUUUGGUCUUUCUUGUUUGAUCUCAGUUGUGUAAUUAUUCCGUUCACAGGCCAUCACUUAAAUAAAUCUACAAUUUUACAGAACAAACGACUACAAAGUCACAAAACAUGUUUGUCUACUUUAUUAACAGAUGCCCCUGUAGGUGUGAAGGUGAUGGUGGAUGAACAGCCAGUCAGUGAAGGUCAUAGUGUCAACCUGGAUUGUGUUGCUGACAGCAACCCCCAGCCAGGCAGGUAUAUCUGAAUCAGACGACAGGGAGGCCAAAGCAUCCAAAUGAAUUCAACUCAGGGCAAAAUGUCCUAUCCCAGUAACUCACUGGCCACUGACAUCCAGCAGCUGCCCCUUGACACAAAAUUCACAGCUGGACAAUUUCUGCCAUGGAUGCUGACUGCUCUGGCAGUUGUAAGUGUCUUUCUGUGGGGAGCUGUAAUGUUUGUACGGAGAAUACGUUGCAGAGAGAGACCAAAGGCCAGCUCUAAUCUCCCCACUUUGGAUAUCCCUCUAAGGUACUCUCAUUUUUGCAUCUGUAUUUUACAUACAACAAAUAAUAAUGUUCAAGCUCAUUGACAUUGAGAUGUUUUUGUCUUUAAGGCAACCUGUCCCUAAGGUACAGCAAUCCCCAAAAGUAACAUAGGAUAACCCUUUGAAGAACCCAUUUUGGUUCCUAGUAGUACUCUUUUGGUUCCAGGUAGAACCCUUUUGGGUUCCAGGUAGUGUCCUUUCUACAGAAGGUUCUAUAUAGAACCCAAAAGGAUUCUACCUGGAACCCCAAAUUUGACAUCUGCUCCUGCCACGCCCUCUACUGCUCAUCCGGUGUCUCCUUGACCUGCCUCCACUCCCCCAGUGCUCUUUCCUUUUCUGUGUGUGUGUGUGAUUGUGUGGGCAGAGACAGGUGUGCUGGAGUCAGAGCAGAUUCCCACCAGCUGCAACCCGUUCCAUAAUCAAGACCUCUACAAAUACUCAGCCCUGCCACUUCCACGCCGUCAGAUCGUAAUCUCUGCUCAUUCUGCCCACUCUGACUCUGGUCCCUGUCUCCAGUCCUACUUCUCGUCAGUCCUGCUACUCUGUCCUGGAUCCCCCACUCUACGGCUCCCUUGGAUUCCUCUCUGGAUCUGCUUACCCUGUCCCAACACGUCUCGCUCCAGCCUCGGCCUCCGCACCUGCUUUACUGCAACCUGCCUUAGCUCCCCCUGGCCUGCCCUCAAUCUUCCCCCUGUGUUUUAAUAGUCAAAGGGACACCUUAUGGUGACAGUUAUGCAAAACUUCAAUGAUUUAGGCCCAGUGAUGGCUGUUACACUUGGUUUAUUACACCGUUGCUUAUCUCAUUAUAUACAAACCACCCAUUCAUUGACUGCUUACUUGUUCUGAUAAAAUGAGCUAGAGAGAACAUUUGUUCAAGUUAAAUUAGGAGCAUGUAAUUAGAAAGAGGUGGACAGUCCUCCCCAACCAAGCUGAGGAGAGAAGUGACUUUAAUCUGCACAAAUAACUUUCCGUGAAGCCUGUGUAGCGGAUAGCCUUGGACUUUCCACCAUAUCCUCUGUUUGAUGAACUGUUGAUAGCUUGAAAGCCAUGGUGGUGAGGAGUGGGGUGAUUCUGUCUGUCUACAUCAUCACCUUCCUGAUUGGCCUGCCUGGCAACAUCCUGGCACUUUACGCCUUCAGCGUCAAGAUCCACAACAAACCCACUCCCACAGACAUCCUCCUGCUCAACCUGACUGUGUCCGACCUUAUCUUCCUGCUCUUCCUGCCCCUCAAGAUGCACGAGGCAGCCUCCGGCAUGGUCUGGACUCUCCCCAGGCUUCUCUGCAAUGUUACCUCUUUCGUCUUCUUCUCCACCAUCUACACCAGCUCCCUCCUGCUGAUGGUGGUCAGUGUUGACCGCUACCUGUGUGUGGCCUUCCCUGUCCAGUACAGGCUCCGCCGCAAGCCCUUGUACGGAGUGGUGAGCAGCCUGGUGGUAUGGGUCUUCAGCUUGGUCCACCUCUGCUUCAUCUAUAUCGUGGAGAACGAGACCUCAUCUGAUUUAUAUACCUGCUAUAACAACUUCACCCAGGAGCAGCUGAAGGUGGUGCUUCCCAUGCGCUUGGAGCUGUGUGUGGUUCUAUACAUCGUGCCACUGCUGGUCUGUGUGUUCUGCUACCUGAACUUCAUCCUCAUCCUCAAUAGGACCCCUAACCUUUGUGCAGAGAAAAGGAAGAGAGCCGUCGGAAUGGCUGUGGGGACCUUGCUUGUUUUUGUUGUCUGCUUCCUGCCCUAUAAUGUCACCCAUGUACAGGGGUUCAUCACCCAAGACAACGUGGAGUGGCGGCUCUACGCUCUGCUCCUGACCACGGUCAACACCGUCCUGGAUCCUGUGACGUUCUACUUCUCCUCCUCCAUGUUCCAGGCCACCAUGAAGAGGAUCCUGACUGGGAAGCGAAGGAACAGCACCCCUGGUGUCUUCAUGACAGCUCAAAACAACACUAGAGACAUAGAGGGACACAGUAACCCAGCCACAACUGAGGGAGGUUUGUCUGACAAGUGACAGAGCUUUUGAUGACAAUUGAAGACUUCCUAAUAUGGAUGCCAUAUUACGGGGCAGACAGUCACCAGUUCACAGCCAAUGAUAUAGGCAAGAGAGACACCUGCCAGCAGCAUACCUGCCAGCAGAAUACCAACCUACAUCCCACUGCUCACUUAACUAUGAAGCUAAGCAGGGUUGGUCCUAGUUGGUCCCUGGACACAUACAACCACAUGGACACAUACAGUAACAAUUAGUGGUUUGUUGCUACAGUACUCGUCAAGUGUUAGCAAAAUGCUAAUACACAUAUGAUGUUACAUCAACCUUGGGCACAUGGAAAAAUAAAUGUUUGGAUUCUGUUAUCAUUUACAUGACUGUUCUCUUGGGAAGUCAAUGUCUGUUUCCACACUAUUUACAAAAUCGAUAUUAAAAUUAGACAUUGGUAUUUCCCUCCCUCCUACACAUAUGUAAUAUCAGAUGUAAGCACAGCAAUGUUUUGCAUUUUAGUUAAUCGUUACCAUGCACUCUCACCUCCUUAUGUUUGCACUGUUCAAUAAGUCUGCUGUGCACUCAAACAGGUCUGCUUGACUGCUAGAUAUGCUCGAACAUGUAAAUGGAACAUUCUGCUGUUUUGACCAAAGUAACGACCUUCUUGGGAAGCUUGAAUACACAUGGCUGAGCUCUCCAAUUCCUGAUUAAAAGUAAAUACACAUCCACAGCCAGGUAGGUUAUGACCAUUUGGAAUUAAGAAUGUGUUAUCCUUCUCCCUUUAAGGUUUUCACUGUUGAGCUGCAAGUGUACUGUGGGGAGAAUGUAGCUAUAAGGACAUUGUGAUUCAUUCAUUGGUAAUAAGGAGUUGGCUGAGAUAUUGUAACAAAAAUACAUUGAUCAUUGAAAACG